Plasmodium berghei ANKA is the source of this 906-nucleotide messenger RNA. RefSeq names its product fam-a protein. NCBI's taxonomy places the organism in Eukaryota, Apicomplexa, Aconoidasida, Haemosporida, Plasmodiidae. The coding region runs from base 1 to 906 and encodes 301 amino acids. The record is from RefSeq and is a predicted model, not a curated record. The transcript is spliced from 6 exons.
AUGAAUAAAAUAUAUAUUAAGAUUUCUUUGGCACUUUUAAGCGUAACUGGAUAUAUGCAAAAUAUGGCAUUUGCAAGCGAUUCUACCCCAAGCCCCAAUUCUCCAAAUGAAACAAGUAAAGAAAUAUUAGAUAACGACUCUGAAGACGAUAUACAACAAUCAUCAUCCAACCCUAAAGAAGUAGAACAUCUAUUAUAUGACGACCCUGAAGAAGCUAUAAAAGCAGCAGAUGUUAUAUCCGAAUCUUUAGCUCAUAUACAUAAACAGAUCGGAAAUAUAAAUGAUUACAAAUUAUAUUCUAAGCAAGAUGGAGCAAUUCUAUAUUUUAAGAAAUUCAAAGAUACUGAAAUUGGAAAACUUGAACUUACAAUCCCAAACCCCGAUAGUUAUGAUGAUAUAGUAAACAUGCUAUGGGAUCCCAAUGGCGCAAAGAACUUCGAUAAUUCAUUCAUUAAAGGAACCAUUCGUCGAGUAUACAAUAAAAAUUUACUAAUUAUACAACAACGUCACAAAAGUGGUAUGAAAGCAUGGAAUGGAUAUUAUCAUGCAUUAGGCGGCAAAAUUGAAUUAUCAAAAGACAAAACUAUGAUAAUCGUGGUUUCAUCAGACAUGAAUGAUCAUGAUGGUGGAAAAAAUAAAAAAUAUGUAAACCCUUUCGUAGAAAGUGCAAACUCAUUCAAGCCUGACAUAGAUUCUGAAGAAGAUAUUAGAAAUGGAGAUUUAUACAAAAUGUAUAUUAACUUAGUAGCAUUUUUCAUUAAAAAGGAAACCGAUUGCGUUAAAGUUACUUAUUUCAUCUCUAUUGAUCCAAAUGCUCCUUUCUAUGUCCCAAAUUACUUUGUUAGAAAAGCUUUAGUCGUCAAAAUUUUAGAUAUUGUCAAAUUAAGGGAUAUUUUUAAAAAGUAA